Symbiodinium sp. CCMP2456 is the source of this 1521-nucleotide messenger RNA. The record is from the annotation of a GenBank genome assembly. Lineage: Eukaryota; Dinophyceae; Suessiales; Symbiodiniaceae.
AUGCUGGCAAGCGGAGACAGCCUGGGAUUAGUGCAGAUAUGGGACACGGUGGCCUGCGUGCUGCUCCACCGCUUUGCUCAGCACCAGGCUGACGUUCUGGCACUGGCUGCAAGCAGCGAUGGGCGGACACUACUGUCUGGCAGCGUCGAUGCGAAGAUCUCUGAGUUUGGCCGCCAAAAGGGCAGCCAGGAGCGGUGGGUCUUCCGGGAUGCGAUGCUUUGCCACUCCCAUGAUGUCCGCGCGAUUGUCAUCGACGACACAAAGAAAGGAAGAAAUACACAGAUUUCAGCCGGAGCCGCUGGCAGGCUCUUCGUCUUCAAGCCUCUGGAGUCGGGUCACGACAAAGCGGCGAGACCCUUCCAGUCCAGCAACUUUUCACCUCUCUUCCAGACGGCAUCCAUUUCGGAAGACAGCCGCCUUGUUCUUUGCCAGAAGGGGCAGACCCUGGAGCUCUGGUACCUGCCCGAGCCGGAGGACGCGCCGAGCCUCGGAGCUUCGGCCAGGGCACCGGAAGGGCAGCUGCUGCUCACGAUCUCCCUGGCCGGGAAGUCGAUUGGGCCGGAUGGCACGAAGAGGAGCACAGAAUAUCUGUGCUCCUCAACGAUCUCCCCGAAUGGGAAGCGGGUGGCGGCAAGCGACAUGACGGGGACUCGACUUUUCAACCUCAGUGUGAGCGAGCUCCAGGUCCAGCGUGUUGCUGUACCUAUAGAGAUCGCCAACAGCGCAGCGCGCGCUUUGAAGUUCUGCUCGCCGAAACUGCUCGCAGUGGCACCAUGGCAUGGACAUGUUAUCCAUCUCCUCGACUGUGAGGAGAAGAAAAUCAUAGCCAGCUUGGAGGAGCACAAGGCACCAGUUUCGUUGCUGGCCGCCGGAGGGCCUGGUGGUGAGUGGCUGGCCUCAGCCGAUCUGGCGGGAGCGGUCAACAUCUUCAGCUUGGACGGUCUUUUUCACCACGCUUCCGUUCCUGUCGGACGCGGAGCGGCCACGGCGCUGGGGUUUGACAGCUCCGGCAAACAUUUAGUAGUUGCCACGACGGCGCAUGUGGUGACCUUGUUCGACAUCGAGUCUCAAAGCUUGCAUGCAGACAUUCCGCCCUUUGACAUACCGAAGCGGCAUCUGGCAGUUCAUGCGCGCGUUUGUGGAAUCGCCGCUUUUCCCGAAGCGCCGGAAAAGCUUCUUCUUUGGGGCCACAACUACCUCCUGGCUGUAAAUGUCAAAGCCAAGAAGGUCACCAGAAGCGAACCUGCAGCGGAGCCGUAUACUUGGCGCCUCUGGGCCGGAAUUCGUCAUGUACUGGCAUUUUUCGGCCUCCAGAAGCCCUGGAGCCUCGCGACAGAUUCUGCCGAAGUUCGGAAGCGAAAGCGCGGAGAUGCCAGCGCAGAAGCGUCCCUGCUCCCGACGGGCCUUGCCAUGGAGGUGACGCCGGAAGCUGCUGAGGCUUGCCUGCCCACGCCCUUCGAACGGAAGAAGUUCCAGAAGCAGAGCCACCAAAAGCAGAAUGCCAGAGGACCAGAGCUUUGA